This is a messenger RNA of Pectinophora gossypiella (pink bollworm), 1998 nucleotides long. RefSeq lists its product as uncharacterized. Lineage: Eukaryota; Metazoa; Arthropoda; Insecta; Lepidoptera; Gelechiidae. The record is from RefSeq and is a predicted model, not a curated record. The transcript is spliced from 2 exons. The coding region runs from base 678 to 1760 and encodes 360 amino acids.
UGCAGCGAACGCAUAGACAUUUGGCAACAUAUCAAAAACUGACAAGGCUAUAAAAUUACAAAGAAAUUAAUAGACAGUUAUAUGAAAUAUCAAUAACUUACCUUAUUUCUUACACAAAAACUAUUUUUCAAACUUCUGAAAGUAGAUAAUUGAAGCGAAAUUCAAAUUCAAAACACUCGUACUCUCCCUCACACAAACUUUUACGCUUACUUAGUUGUAAUGACGUAUGACAGCAAAACUGUCGCCAAAUUUCGUGACGGUUUUUAUUUUUCUUAAAGUCUAUGAUCUAUGCCAGUAUUUUACGUUGCGUUCAGAAACCAACAACUGUCAAAACUUUUUUUUUUUUUUUAUUUUAGCCAUUUGGCAACUGUAUGCAUUUAAGGGUGUUUUAAAAUAAAAUGUAUUGCUAUAGCCGGAGAAAGGGCUUGUACACAAAACUGCGAUGCGAAUUCGCAACUCAGAAAAUUACGACACGAAUUGCUGCGAUGCGAUUUCGUGCGGCAAGGCGUCUCCCAGUGUGACCAUUCCUUCGACGACCGUUAACCGUACUAAACGUAUUUUGAAUUGAAAGCUAGGUCGUGACAUGGAUCGUAAAAAGAAGUGUGCACUUUUAUUAUUGCUUAGGAGAUAUAGAAAAAAGAAACAGAAGAUUUUGGGUUCAUCCAUUUAUUACUAUUAUGAAUCCUGAUGGAAACUUUUUUCUUCUAAAAUAUAAAGCUUUGAAAACCGACGAAAAAAAAUUUUUGGAGUAUUUUAGAAUGAGCAUAUCUUCAUUCGAAGAGCUUUUAAGUUUAUUAUCACCAUAUCUUCAGAAACAAUCGUACAAGGGGAGAAUUCCUGUUAUGCCUCUGGAAAUGAUUGGCCUCACUAUCCGAUUCCUAGCGUCCGGAAAUGAAAUCAGAAAUAUACAUUUAGAUUAUUAUCGAGGAAUAAGUACAGUUGCUAAGAUAAUACGAGUAGUUUGUAAAGCAAUAUGGAAAUUUUGUUUAAAUGCAAACAUACCAAAAAUAACACAACAGCUGUUUGAAGAAAUAGCUGCGGACUUUGACAAGAAAGCUAACUUCCCUAACUGUAUUGGAGCCGUUGAUGGGAAACAUAUUCGUAAUCCCCCAAAAAGUGGAUCACUUUUUUUUAAUUACAAGGGCUACAAUUCAAUAGUUUUGUUGGCUAUUGUGGACUCGAAAUACAGAUUCAUCUAUGUGGACAUAGGAGCGUAUGGAAAGGAAAGUGACUCCACUAUUUUCCACAACACGAAACUGUACGACUUACUGAUGAGAGGUGAUUUGCCUACACCAAAAUCAAGGCCGCUACCGGGCUUUCAAGAACCGGUUCCAUAUGUUUUUGUCGGAGACGAAGCUUUUUCUAUUUCGAAUAAUGUCAUGCGUCCUUAUUCUGGCAAGCAUUUGUCUGUUAAACAAAGAGUAUUCAACUACCGUUUGAGUAGGGCAAGAAGAUAUGUCGAGUGUACUUUCGGCAUAUUAGCCAAUAAGUGGCGAAUAUUUCACCGCCCCAUUAACGUUUCAUAUGACUUUGCUAUAGAUAUUGUUAAGGCUUGUUGCAUACUACAUAACUUUGUCAUUAACCGUGAAGAAUUAGACACCCCUAUUGAAAUGAUCAUAGAUGAUUCCGAACUACAACCAAUUGAACAAGGGUUGAAUGUAGGUAGUCAGGUGGUUGGUGCAAAUAUAAUUAGAAACGAAUAUUCGGAUUACUUUACAAGUGAAGUUGGAGCAUUAAGCUGGCAACUACAAAAAAUUUAAGACUAUACCAUACGGCUUGUAUUGUUGCUCGAGUUCUUGGUAAUAAGUCAAUACAAUAGGUACAAAAGGACACAUCGUAAAACAUUAAAGUAACUCGCUGUCGACGCCUAAACAUUUGUAAACAAUUUAAAGAAUAUUUUUUGUGCUUAUAUGAAUAGAAUGUUUGAUUUGUAGGUAGUUUUAGUAAAAAGUAAAAAAAAGUUAUACUUAAUAAAUGUAUUUGUGUACUUACCAAGUU